Molecule: messenger RNA, 1581 nt
Organism: Brenthis ino (lesser marbled fritillary)
Lineage: Eukaryota; Metazoa; Arthropoda; Insecta; Lepidoptera; Nymphalidae
Source: the annotation of a GenBank genome assembly
AUGCAAAAUGGACCUAGUAACGCCCCCGAACAAAGCCAGGGGCGGCUGCUGUUGUUAGUAGCUCCCGUCCUAACUCUACGUACAAUAGAGCCUCCACCUCCUGCACCUGCAAGCAGAAACAACCCUUCAGAACAAUGGCUGCCAGUACGACUAAAUCACUUCGAUGCUUCCAACACUGAAACCUUUCAAAUGCGAUACUACUACAACAGUGCAAUCGGAGGAUCUAACCACAUAGUGAUCUUCGUGGGGGGCGAAUGGAGCAUUUCUCCCGGGUGGGUGCAGGGCGGCCUCGCGUACGAGCUCGCAGAGUGGCUGAACGCGGGACUAUUCUAUACAGAACAUAGAUAUUAUGGAAAAUCGAGGCCUACCAAUGUUUGUGCAGUCGCUAUAUACACCGUAGCACUAAAGAUUGCCUUUUGUGACACGAACGUAUCGGACUUGCGAUACCUCAACGUGGACCAGGCGCUGGGAGACUUGGCUCAGUUCAUACAGUAUGUGAAGAGUGAUGACUUCGAACAUGGGCAAUUUAAGGAUGGUAACGUCGCCCUCGUGGGGUGUUCCUACGCAGGUAGCAUGGCCACCUGGAUGAGGCUCGCCUACCCCCACCUCAUCACCGCAGCGUUCUCAGACAGUGGACCUUUACAUGCCCAGGAAGACUUCCCAGAAUAUCUUGAAGUGAUAACCGAAGCGUUACGGCAGCAAGGCGGAGAAGCUUGCGUCUCAUCAAUAGAGGACGCUAUGCGACGUAUUGAGGAGCUUUUGGAGACACCGGCCGGUGCAGAGAGAGUGUCACAGUUGUUUAACACAUGUUCCCCUCUUCAAGCCUCAUCUCCUCUGGAUCUCGCUACUUUCUUCUGGUACGGCAUUACUGAGACCUUCGCAUACUUAGUGCAGUACGCAGUGCCAGGGGACAUCGCUAGCGCGUGUCAGACCAUCUCAAAUGCUACUCUAAACGCGAAUUCAGUGGAGCGUCUUGCCACCUGGAUCACCAAUCAGACAUGGACUCAGCCUUGCAUCGAAUCCCGGUACUCCGAGCAGGUGGCCAUUCACACCAACACUAGCUAUGACGCUCCUGGAGCCGUUAUGCGUCUCUGGACGUAUCAAACGUGUGUCGAGUACGGCUGGUACCAGACCACCUCCAGCAGCAGGCAGCCUUUCCUCAACUCUGUGCCUUUGGAGUACUUCCACCAGAUGUGUAAGGACUUUUUUGGUAUUGAUUUCAACGAAUCUCGACUCCGUGCAGGAAUAGCGCGUACUAACAAUCUGUUCGCUGGUCUGAACCAUUUACCAGACCACGUGGUCUCUGCAGUGGGAGGUCUGGACCCCUGGUCACCCAUGGGACCUAACACUUCACAUGCACAUGCGUUGGCGCCUGUGUUUGUUGUUAAUGGGGUUUCGCAUUGUAGGGCAGUUAGACCAAGCGGCCAAAGUGAAACGGAACAGCUAGAGGCAACGAAGAGGGAUAUUCUCUUACAGAUGAACAGUUGGAUGGCUAGAGUUGAAGCUAGUGCGAGCGCCGCGACUUUAUCUCCUUUCCUCGCUGCCGUAGCUAUUUAUAUGGCAUUACUGGAACACUAUAUA